GCCAUCGGGGCAACCAUGGGGCUGAGUCACGUCUGCCCACAGCCGCGGCGGUUUGCAGCCCUGGGCACCGAGGCCUGAAACUCGAGCCUGGCAAGGACCAGCCCUGCCCGCUUGGAGGAAAUGGCUGGGCAGCUUCGGCAACAGCAGAUGAAAACUUCCUUCCUCUUCAUCCAGCUGCGGGCUCCCUCUGGCCCGGCUCUCCCCGCCCAGUCUCCAGCCACUGCAGCCUGCACAGCAGCAGCAGCCCCAGGGGGCCUGGAGGAGGGACACAUUCUCCCAAGUCCCAGGGCCAGCUUCUUGGCAGGCUGGGACCUCAGAUGCACACAGGGCUUGGCUGCGACUCCUGCAAGCCCGCCGCCACCGCAGGAGGCAGGCCCUGGGACAGAGCGGCCAGCUGCUUUUGGUUGCUGUGCUCUGAAGGCAAAGGAGGCCGGGGAGGAAAAAGCCCAGGACGUAAGCAGGGGUGGCGACUGCGGACCCCCCCAUCGCAGGCGUCCCCGGGCCCCCGCCUCUAGGAAACUUGGCCGGCCACAGCCCCUGCCAUGCUGGUGUCCUAGCCCAGCUCCCGGCAUGAGCAAUGGAAACGGCGAUCCCUCCACAGGCUGGAAGCACCAGCCGGUCCCUUCUGCACCCCGGGACCCAUGGGGCAUGGACGCCCUGUGCAGGGACAUUUUGGGAUGCUCCGUUCCACCGGCCGCCCUGGGCCACGCUGCUGACGACAGGGAACCGGCGGUGCUGAGGAGAGGUGCUGCGACCUGCCAGGCGCUGCCCGGGAGCUGUGAGGAGGGCGCAGGGAGCUCAGUGCGGGCGACACGGGCACGGCUCUGCAGGUACUGUCCCGCCGUCCGCAUCAGCACCGGCUGCCCUGCCCCGCCGGCCGCUCUGCCUCUCAAGGCAGAGACAUUUGUUUGGGUUAAUAAUGCAUCUGCACAUUCCCAGAGUGUUGCCAAGGCCAAAUACGAAUUUUUAUUUGGCAGACCCGAAGAGAAAACUCCAGAUACUAGUGAUCAUGGAGGAAGCACUUUACUCCCACCAAAUGUCACAAAUGAAUUUCCAGAAUAUGGGACCAUGGAGGAAGGCGGAGAAGGGCUAAGAACUUCUCUGGAGUUUGAUGCGGAGGCUCUGCCAUGCCACCCACAAGGGCAGCACGGGGUCCAGCUUCCUGGUGGCCGCCACUCUGGGCUCGACAGUGUUACCGAAGGACCAAAAGAUGUCAGAGAGGCCCCCUCUCAAAGUCACCUCAAGGAACAAAGUUUACAACCCAUUGACUCUUUGAUUUCGGCUCUGAAAGCCACAGAAGCCAGAAUAGCUUCAGGAACAUUACAGGCUACAAAGGUACUGGACAAAGAUGGUGUUUCUAGCUUUCCAGUUCAGCAGGUGGGAAAAGAGCUGGACACUGCCAGUUAUAAAACACAGAGAGCCAACAAACGACUCCCUGCUGGCCAAGAAAAGUCACCAGAUAUACCUCUUUCAGCUGAAGUAACGACCGAGGAAGAUUUUUAUUUGAGCAUCCAAAAGGAUUUGACUGCAUUGUUAACUGGAGACACUCAGGCAGACCUUUCCCGGACAACUAAGGAUGGGAGCGAAGGGGCUGUCUGUGGGCAGGAGCUGGGGGGCCCGGCAGUGACCCACAACUCCGUGGGCAGUGUUGGUUUCUUGAAGGAGCAGAGGUCUGCUCUUGGGAGAGUACACCCAGAGAGAUGUGAUCGAGGCAGCUCCCUGGGACGCCCUGGCCGGGUCAAACAUGUGGAAUUUCAAGGGGUGGAGAUACUGUGGACAGGAGAUGAUAAGAGAGAGACCCAGCAUCCUGUAGAGUUUGAAACAUCGCUGGAAAGGACAGCCUGUCCUGAAAGCAAAGAGUUUCCCAAAGUGCCAAGCCAUCUCAUCUCAUCUGCUGGUUUGUGUAAUUCAACUAGUUUAACCGAGCGUGUUAGGGAUGAAACGUGGAGAGCUCCUUCAGAGAGGCCCGGCACUAGCUCAGGGACAUUUUCCCCUGUGCAUCUUGAUGAGAGCGGAGAGGAUGAGGUCUUCCUGAAGGAAAACAGACAACAUCUUGAGAAGAAACUAGAACCAGUGAGAAACAAGGAAAGGAUCGUUGAGCAAGAGGAGCACCUUAGGGGAGAAGACGACGAUACCCUUGGGCCUGGAUACACGGAGGACUCCACUGAUGUGUACAGCUCCCAGUUUGAAACCAUUCUGGACAACACUUCUUUGUACUACAGUGCAGAGUCGUUGGAGACAUUGUACUCAGAGCCUGAUAGCUACUUUAGCUUCGAAAUGCCCCUCACUCCAAUGAUUCAACAGCGCAUUAAAGAAGGCGGUCAGUUCUUGGAGAGGCCAUCAGGGGGAGGACAUCAGGAUGUCCUGAGUGUCUCAGCAGAUGGUGCAAUAAUGAUGGGAUAUUCCAGCGGGGCCACCAACGGGCUGAACGAUCCCAGCGACUCCAUCUACAUGAGAGGCACCCCGGAGAUUGCUUUCUGGGGAAGCAAUGCUGGGGUGAAAACAGCUCGGCUAGAGGCGCAUUCUGAAAUGGGGAGCACUGAAAUUGUGGAAAAGGAGACCCCAGAAAAUCUCAGUAAUGGUACCAGCAGCAACGCGGAAGCAGCCAAAAGGUUGGCCAAACGCCUUUACCAACUAGACAGAUUCAAAAGAUCGGACGUCGCAAAACACCUAGGCAAGAACAAUGAAUUUAGCAAACUAGUUGCAGAAGAAUAUCUGAAGUUUUUUGAUUUUACAGGAAUGACAUUGGAUCAGUCUCUCAGGUAUUUCUUUAAAGCAUUUUCCCUUGUGGGAGAAACUCAAGAACGAGAGAGAGUUUUAAUACACUUCUCCAAUAGAUAUUUUCAUUGCAACCCAAAUACCAUUGCUUCACAAGAUGAAGUCCAUUGCCUUACCUGUGCAAUAAUGCUUCUUAACACCGAUCUACAUGGCCAUAAUAUUGGAAAGAAGAUGACCUGCCAAGAGUUCAUUGCAAAUCUCCAAGGGGUAAAUGGGGGUGUUACGUUCUCCAAGGAUCUGCUGAAAGCUCUGUACAACUCAAUCAAGAAUGAGAAGCUUGAGUGGGCAGUAGAUGAUGAAGAGAAAAAAAAGUCUCCUUCAGAAGGUACUGAUGAGAAGGCUAAUGGAACACAUCCCAAGACCAUCAGUCGAAUUGGGAGUACUACCAACCCUUUUUUGGACAUUCCUCAUGACCCAAAUGCUGCUGUGUACAAGAGUGGAUUCUUGGCUCGGAAAAUCCAUGCGGAUAUGGAUGGAAAGAAGACUCCAAGAGGAAAGCGAGGAUGGAAAACCUUUUAUGCUGUACUGAAGGGAACAGUUCUAUAUUUGCAAAAGGAUGAAUAUAAGCCGGAGAAAGCAUUGUCUGAAGAGGACUUGAAGAACGCCGUGAGCGUGCAUCACGCGCUGGCAUCCAAGGCCACGGACUAUGAGAAGAAGCCAAAUGUGUUUAAACUGAAAACUGCUGACUGGAGGGUCUUGCUGUUUCAAACCCAGAGUGCGGAAGAAAUGCAGGGGUGGAUAAACAAGAUCAACUGUGUUGCAGCCGUAUUUUCUGCACCACCAUUUCCAGCAGCCAUUGGCUCGCAGAAGAAAUUUAGCCGCCCACUUCUGCCAGCCACUACGACAAAAUUGUCUCAGGAGGAGCAGCUGAAAUCUCACGAAAGCAAGCUGAAGCAGAUCACCACCGAGCUGGCCGAGCAUCGCUCGUACCCCCCGGACAAGAAGGUGAAAGCGAAGGAUGUAGACGAAUACAAACUGAAAGAUCACUACCUGGAGUUCGAGAAAACCCGCUACGAAAUCUACGUCAGCAUCCUGAAAGGAGGCGGCAAGGAGCUCCUGAGUCACGAGGAGAGUGAGGCCGCAGGACUGAAGAAGUCCCAUUCGAGCCCUUCGCUGAACCCGGAUUCAUCUCCCAUCACGGCCAAGGUCAAGCGCAACGUGUCAGAAAGGAAGGACCACAGACCUGAAACACCCAGCAUUAAGCAAAAAGUCACUUAGAAUCCAUCUGCGGCCAGGAAGUGCUGGUCAUGGAGCAACAUAGGGUUUUCAAAAACCUUUUCCGGGAAACCCGGAAAAAAAUUAAAAAAAAAAAGUCUGUGACAAAAUGGUGCAUUAGUAACUUUUUCUAUUGUAUAUUUUUGUUAGUUUCUGUACAGAUUGUCUUUGCUCCUGAUUUCUUUGCUUUGAUGAUUUUUUGCAACUCGAGAACUAAUGCACCUUUUUUGUGAGGGGGAGGGGAUCGUGAUUUCAGGGGGAAUUAUGUGUCCCUCCUCGGGUUUUCUCUCGUUUGCACUCUGCUCAGUUGUUUUAUGUAUUCUCGAAUCAACUGUUCAACUUUUUGUUUUUUAAGGUUAUAUAAAACUUAAUCCAUUGUGAAACACUUAACUGGACAAACUGUAGUUUAGUAAAUUCUAGCCAGAGUUAAUAGAAGCCUUUACAUGUGAAAUCCUGCCCAGUCACAGAGGUGGAAUUGAGCGCUCAAAGUCGCUCGGGUUAAGAAUCACGAUGCUGGGAAUCGAGAUGUUCGGAUACGGUGCAGCUCCGCAUGCAUCUUGGCGCUCGUUGCUGAGCUCUGACCCCGCGGGCAGCAGGGAAGGGCGUGCAGACCGCAGGAUUGCAGAACUUAGGGAAGCACGUGAGCUUGCUUACGUGUUCAUUCCAUUUCAGCCGAGCAAGUAGUAGGAGUCAUUUUGCCAUUGAACGUUGGGGAAAGAGUGAUACCGGGUUACUUUUGUUUUCUACAGGCUAAUGGCAAUACUUGGCUCGUGGGAGCUACAACAGUAGGCACGUGUUUGGUCUGCAGGGAACUGUUACCUCACUCCCAAGGGUCUAGACUAGGAAUCCAGAAUCAUCUCCGUUGUUGAUACCCUUCCAUCCAGGAAUGGAUCUUGUUUUACUCUACAUAUAUAUACAUAUGUGUGUGUGGGCAUCGGGUUAUGGCCUGGUUGGAAUAGUGGGGUCUUCCUUUCUAACAGAAUACUGAAAACAGAACCCCUUUUGUUCUUUCUAAGGGAGGAAAGUAGCUGUAGUUGUCUCCAAUGGAUAUUCUUUAACUCUGAAAGUCAUCGAAUGAAUUGUGGUUGGAAAACAGAGGCCUCUGCUAAGUGACUUGGUUUAUUCUUGUCUCAGCCUCUUGGACAGCCACUUCACUUUGGUACUAUUGAACUUUAUCCUAAAAAUACUGCAUCUGUUUUAAUUCAUUUCCACCUACUCAAAAUAGUUCUAUUCACCUUCCAGUCAUGAGCUUGUUCUAGUGACAGCCCCUUUGAAACUCAAGGUGAUAAACAGAAUAAUACUUUGUAGAGGCAGAGAAAGGGUAGCCCACUGUGACUUAGAACUUUCUCAUUUCCAAACCUUGAAACUCUGUCAUCCCCACCAAUGGCCAAACUUCAGAACUAAUGGAAUCACCUUGAUUAUUCCUUUUCCUCCCAUAGAAAUUUUCUCUAGUUCUACUCGGUUCAUGAGUUGAAGGUACUAUGGCCAAAGAAUCAGCUGCUCUGAAUGAAUAGCAUGGUUCCAGUGAAUUAGAGAAAACCUGCUAUAAAACCAUGGUAGUUUCUAAGUGGUAUGUUAUUGUAUAUACCAGCAUUUAUUUACAGAAUUAUUUAUUAACAUUUACUUCCUUCACCUCUAUAAAUGUCUAUGUCUGCUAGUGUCCGGAGAAGAGUUACCCCUCUCUAAGGUUGUUAGUUGCUUGCUUUGUGGUAUUUUGCCACAUCUUGAACAACUCAAAUUCUCUAUCUUGUUUAGGUAAAGGCAAUGGCUAAAUUUGUGUUUCAGAACUGCAGAACAGGCUCAUUCCCGACAUGGCCCAUGUACCUCGUUCAUUUCUGUAGCUUCUCACUGAAUCCAAGAUGUCCACAAGCAAGUUGUCUUUCUUCCUGAUAAUCUAAGUUAUCAGCAUAUUUGUUUUCUGCCUAAAUAUUUAUACUAAGCAGAGGGGAGAGAGGUACCUAGACCAUGAGUAUCAGUAACUGAAGAAAAAUUAACUUCUCUGGCUUGAAUGUGUUUGCCCACAGUGUCUGUCUGUGUAUAUAGAAUGUCUAUGUAUAUUUUACUUAUAGUAUUUAAUAUACAUUGAGAAGGGUACCUUACUACAGUAUUUCUGACAUUUACAGUGGUCUUGAAAUACUCAGCAGCAGCACCACUACAGCACUGGUCCUGUCACGUGACUCGCCCAUGUUAACUCCAGGGACUUCUGGAUGUGCUAAGCCAGCAUUGGAUAAGAAGGGCUCUUUUGAAGCUGCAGGAUACCAUGUUUGGGUAGUUUAUCUUUCAGAACAACUUGAAAGGUUCUUUUGUGAGCCAGGAUGUCAGAUCGCCCUAGCAUGACACCGCCCAUAUCCAGGGAACACACUGAGAGCACCUCGUUCUGAGGAGGCCUCUGGAAGGUUGUGUCAGUGCGUAGGGCGGGCCAAGAGUUUGCCCCAUGGGAAGAAACAGUCUCUGGCUUAACUAGGUUCUGAGAGUCUGGCCCAUAGCCAACCAUGGGAUCCUUUUUGUGUGUGAUGUCUAUCCUGUGGUAGCCAGUCAGAAGACAUGGAAGAUGUUUCCUUCGGAGCUAGCGUCAGCCUGCUGCCCAAUUCACGGUACAGGGGGGUCCCCCGUCUCCAUCCCUUCUCCAGGUACUGCACCCCCAUUCCUCUCCCCACCUCGGUGCCUGGGGAUUUCUCUCCAUGCGAUUAAAUCAUCAUUGCUCUUCACAUAAAUACACUUAAUGUUAACUUUUAGCAUACAAAAUCUUGGUAGUCAUCAAAAUACCUUCAAGAGAGUCUUCUAGACCAUAGAAGUGGCCCGUGUAUAAAAUCUGUGAAUGUCUUAAGGUUUGUUCCCACCCUGCAUGCUGGCUUUUCCAGGAAGGUGUCAGAGAUUCCUUGUUAGCAAUCAAAACUUAAUUCCUAGCAUGCAGUCUUUUAUUGCCAGACCCUAGGCAUUUCUGAAGUGCACUUUUUUAGAAAAUCAUUUUGCUAACUCUUAGCAGUGUCUAAUUAAACCAAGCAAUAUCUCAGUAAAACCAACAUGGGGGAGAGUCCUUUGCUGGAAAUGUAGUUCCUGGAUUAUGUGUCACCUUUUCUCUUGCUCCUAGGGAAAGAAAGCAUUUUCAUAUGCAGUGGUCUUGUGCCAAACGCAAGACCCUCUGUGCUUCUCCCACUGUUACCCAAUCCCGAAGCUGAGGCCCAGUUCCUAGGCACAAGUGACAUGAAGGAAUAAAUUCUGGAAGAGGACAAUCUGGCCAGGUUUGUGUUUCACCCUGUGGCCAAACCAUAGAACUUCUGAGGUUGAGGAAGAACUUACAUCAGCAGGCAAAGAGGCCUUUGCUGCCUAAGCACAAAGUGACAUGGAGUUUUCUGCUGUCCUUUGCCUCUUGCCCCGUCUUGUCACGUACAAAUCCAGGGAAGAUGUUCUUAGGUAAGGCAGGGCCUGCUCUGUCGUGAGCUGAGCCUCUUCUAUGUCUUUUUCACCUAAGAAAAUUGACCUUAAAGAAGUUUCUCCAUUGUCUUGUUCUCAAGACCUUCUUGGGUUUAGUUAAUUGCCCUUGGAAUUUUGAAUUCCAUUGGCUUUUUCCUUGUAGUCAGCAGUGAAGCUUAUUUUAGCCUGAAUUCACAGCAAGGUUCUUAGCUUUGUAGGUCCAAGUCUGUGUAGUUUAGCUCUUGUGCACUCGAGUUUUCAGCAGGUUGGUAGCCACCUGUCUUAAUUUCAGUUGUGAAUGAUCCCUUCCCUCUUCCAGUUGUAAGACUAGCACUGUAAAACCAAGAACCAAAGUGGUAUCUGAGGACUCAUUAAAAGUAGAGUUGAGUUUAUCAGUAAUAGCGCAGCUUGGGGUUUAAAUAGUACCUGCUUUUGUUUCAAAACAUCUAAGUUACUCUGACAGAAGAAGAUGGGCCAGCUUUGCAGGCAGAUGAGCCUCUGGGCCUCCUCCCUUACUCUGUAGCUUUCUGCUCAACUUCGCUCCCAGUCUGCCCCAGAUCAGUCUUUUGACACCUACAUCAUCAAGUCAUCCAGGGGACUUGAGAGAUCACCAUAAAAUAAUCCCAUGACAGAUCGUUGGUAGUGACAGGGAAGUGCUUUGUCACCGAUUCUCCUCUCGGAUGCCUUUUCCAUCUCUCACCCCCUGAAAGGAGGACUGAAGUCCAAAGUCAUCUCCUCUUGUACCUACAGUGUCCAAAACCCAAGUGGGCAGCCUUCUGCGUAGGACAAUAGUUGGCCCAUUGCAUGCAGAGAGAAUGUCUUCCUAGAGAGAAUGCCAGUAACUACUUGAAUCUGCAUGACAGUUUGUUGACUUGAAUGCGACAGCAAGAAAAUACUGCAAGUUAAUUGUACAUACAGUAGGUUUCCUUAAGUCUCUUUGGCUCAUCCCUUGUAUGUGUGUAUCUGUAGUAGUGCAGGCUUUUGGAGAAUAUUCUUGCAGAUAGUAAUGUCAGAUGUCAAAGAAAAUGCUUUCUGUCACCUGCCAAUGUUGCAUUUGUGGGUAUUUAUAGCUGUCUGUGUGUGUAUGGCACAUGUACAUCAACAUUAUUUUUGUCCUUAAUAACCAGUGUGAUGUGAAAAGCAAGUCAAAACCUCAUAGGAUUGAUUAUACAAUGAAGUUGUUGAAAGUAUAUAUAGUGAUAUUGUUUUAUUAAACUUAAAUACAAAUGCUAUUUUGAUUAAAUUUUUUUAAUAAGACUGUAUGCUAGAAAAUUCUGUCUUUGAGCUUUGAAUCACCAGGGCAAAAAUGACUUUGAACUAACCUUGUGAGCCUGUCGCGGUGUACUGCGUGCAAUACCAAGGGCAUAGCUCCUUGUAACCUGGAAAAUAGCAAAAGAAAAGGAAAAAAAAUAAAAGAAAAGGCAGCCUGUGCAGUCUUAGAAACUUUAGUAUUAAGAGCACUUAAACUGACAAUUUGGGGCUUAUUACAAAAUGUGAUGCUUUAAAGCACACGUUCUUUAUUGUUGUAAUUAGUCCAGAAAAAUAUAUUGAGAAGAUUUCAGUCAGUACCCAGCAUUUCAUUUGUGUAUCUGUGUAUAUUUCACAGGAGAUCGAAUCACUCUCCUGGUGCCGCAUCUUUAACCUCUUUACUUUGAAGAAAUAUCACAAGCACUAAAGUAUAUCAGGGCAUCCCAGGAUUGGGUACUGUAUGCUAGGUGCGCAGUUGCACAAAUCAGCAUCUAGCGUCACAGGUAAAAGAAUUUUAAGGACCAGGUUUAAACUUUAGUUAAUAUUUUUAUACUUCGGUCUCUUUUUCCUGCCUCUCCCCAAAGAAGAGCCACUGGCCUUAGUUGUUUGAGCUUACUGCUUAUAUUAUAGAGUGUAAAUAGUUAACUAGAGACUAAAACUUUAUUAACCAGCAUGUUUGGUGUAUUUAAAGCAAUGACUGAGUGUGUUUGAGCGAGUGGUUGAGGGCAGUUUCUUGUGUUUAAACGCACUGCCUCGUGUCUUUGUAUCUGAUUCAGAGAAUUGGAAUCGUGGGCUGGGAGACUGACCUUCGGCUCCAGGCUGCGGUAGUGUUGGUAGUUAUACUUGAGUUAUGUUUUGUUUUUUUUUUUUUAAUUAACUCUAUAGUCUCAAACUAUUUUUGCAAAUAUAUCUUUUUUCCUAAUUUGUUCUUGACGUGCAAUGAGGACUGCUCUGUGACUGACGAGCAGGGUCUUAGUUUUGCAAGAGUAUUUCCUUCCGAGAAUUGUCAUAAUUUACAAAGACAGCCAUUUGCUUCAGAAACCAUAUAGAAAAGGAAUAGCUGAAAUAAGUUUCAUUUUGGGCCUUAAUAAUUUGAAAUGGUUGGACUUCAAUAUAAAGCCAUGGAAGUUAUAAAGCCAAGUAACCAGUAGGCAUGGAUAAUAAUAUCCACUCUAUAGAGAGUAGGUAUGCACAUUCAUUUUUAAAUGCUGUUAGGAUACUUUUUUGUUGUUGUUGUUAAGCUACAGGAGCAAGAGUAAUUAGACCAAAUUGAACUGGGGGGGACAGUAAAUUGGUGGCCUUCCACGGGGGGUAGCCACGCAUGUGGCCGGUUCUCUCCUGCUCCUGAGAGAUUCAGAACCAGUUUGGCAUCCCGUUAGGCGUGUGAGGGGAAAAGCUGAGGCAUCUGGGACCUCUGCCAUGUGUCCACGCAGUGAAUGUGUUAAGUUAUCCGAACAUAAGACUCAGUCCAGAGUAUUCUAACGGGGUGGAAACCACAUCACAGAGGUGUCCAAGGGCCAGGGUAGAAUUUGAGCUCUCGUGUCUGGCUUGAGCUGCAUUUGUAACAAAUGAGUGAGGGGUAGGGACAUACCACGUCCUCUGGUGGACCACCGGCUGACGGCUUUCCUGUAAUCCCCAAGCAGCUCUCGGGCGUCCCUCAGUCUCCCGGGUGAUGUUCCAGAAAGCUGGCGCAUCACGUCCGCGGCUGGCAGAGCUGCUCGCUUUGCAGAUCGUUCCUCUGAGAAAGGAGAGCGCAGACGGGGGAGCAGCGAGGCACCGGCCCCAGGAGCGCUGAUGUGGACUGUCCACACCCCCCUCACUGAACAUGCCGAGUAGUUGAGCACUUUUCCAUGAGGGAAGGAACCCGGGUAAAAUGCAUUUCCCUUUGCAGGGCAGAGAGCUGCGUUCUCAUGAAUAGUGUUAUUAAAAUAAGCACCUUAACUUCAAUCCCUGAAAAUGUUGGUGACUGGAGAGAAUUUUGGAGUUUCAUAAGUGAAACUUUCCCCAAGCAGUCGGCAUCAAUAAGUCUUCAGAGGCUCCUAAGAAUCCUGCCCCAAGGCUCAAUUAAGGCCACACUGCAGGUCUGAGGCUCGGUGCGCUGAGCCCUGCUGUCCCCGGGCUCUGCAGGAGGUGACAAGGCUGUACCCUCUCUGCACAAAGGAGCUGCUUUCUCCCCAGCCUCGCCCUCCACUUGGGCUUCUAGGAGCAGCAAGCGCAUCCUGGUGUCACGUGCUCCCUCCCUGGCUUUAGGAAGCCAGGUGUGCCAGUGACAGACCCUGCCGAGGCAAGACAUCCAGAGUGGCCGAGUCACCAAAACGUGACAAAGGUCAUGAAAAAGAUAGCUGAUUGAAGUGAAGGCCACUUACUUUGCCUUUGCAAGAAACAAACUAGCACAUUGAGCUCUACUGAGGGAUGGAUGAUAUCUUUGCCUUUCCACCCAGAUUUUUCUGGAAAUGGAUACCGUUUCAUUUCUGUGGCAUGGGUCGAGGAGCACCGAGCUUUGUGCUUACCAAUUCUGCUCAGUCCAGACGAGACCUGUUGGGUACAGGCCCUAAAUGCCUCCCUAUAGUCUCUCCUACCUCAGGUUUUAGGGACCCAUUUCUAGAACACAAAUUUACACUAGCAGAGAACCCAUGGUGUCAGCCUUGCUUACCACGAGACAGGCAGAAGGGCAGUCAUUUGUAUCUCUUAAUAUCUAAAACAAGCUUUUAAGUUUUCCCACCUAUUAACUGGGUUAUAUUCACUGUGGCUCAAACUAAUUGGCAUCGUAGAACAUUUCUUUACCUUCAAGAUUGUCUCCACCCACCAAUCAUUUCAGUCUCAUUGCAGUCCUGGUGCCAUAUGUCCCCUGCAAAUUGUGAAAGUAAUUAGUGACAAAAUAGCAGCCUGCUCCUUUCCAGUGGCCAAACUGUCAGCCUUGGCAGACUUGAGUGAGCUAGUGGUACCAUAUCACGUCCUGGAAACCUGUUCCUUCUUACUGCCCACCACAUUCAAGAAAUGCCAUCUCCUACAAGACGGUGGCAUUUACGGUGGCUGUCUUUUGAACGGAACAGUAAUCUUGUGUGGAUAUUGUUAAAGUGUUUAAAGACUAUUUUGAAAAUUAAGUUUACAUUUUACAAUUGCUUUAUUUUUUAUUAAAAUAGUUGUACAUAAAUAUUACCCUAUUUCACUGUUGUUGAAGUAAACCCAAGCCUUGUAGACCAGUGAGUCACCUGAUAUGUAUAGAAGCUGUGAUAUAUAUAGUACAUUUAUUGUGUAAAUGUUUAUGAACAUAACUGUUCCCGUGUUUUUAUAAGUUGGGGGUAUUUUGUUGUUUCACAACAAAAUUUAUUGCAUUUAAAUGGUUUUUAUGUAAUAGAAAUCAUGCAAAAUAGUGAAGGAUUUAAAAUAUGUAUAUGAUAUAUGUAAAAUGUACUUUAGAAAGAAAUAAAUACAACAGAUUUCAAUCA
Molecule: messenger RNA, 12104 nt
Organism: Microcebus murinus (gray mouse lemur)
Lineage: Eukaryota; Metazoa; Chordata; Mammalia; Primates; Cheirogaleidae
Gene: PSD3
Product: pleckstrin and Sec7 domain containing 3
Biological process (GO): regulation of ARF protein signal transduction
Cellular component (GO): ruffle membrane
Molecular function (GO): protein binding; guanyl-nucleotide exchange factor activity; phospholipid binding
Source: RefSeq, a predicted model, not a curated record